Molecule: messenger RNA, 771 nt
Organism: Thyridium curvatum
Lineage: Eukaryota; Fungi; Ascomycota; Sordariomycetes; Thyridiales; Thyridiaceae
Exons: 2
Coding region: 1-771 (256 amino acids)
Source: RefSeq, a predicted model, not a curated record
AUGACACCCCGUUGGCUUCUUCUACUUGCAGGCCUGGCUGGCCUCGCUCUGGCCCAGACAAAGGUCGUCACUGUCCUCGUGCCUCCGAUUGCCGAUAACAUCUCCGAGCAGCAGAUCUUUGCGUCAGUCGCCAACGUGAAGCCAGACGCUACCGAAUACGUCCUCGAUAUCGCCAAGACCGCAAAUAUCGACAACUUGCUGCGGCGCCUGGCGGGUGCGACCCUGACUUACGGCCCGGCCACCGUGGUCAUCCACGUGGAAGAGUCGACUGCUCAGACAAACGGCGAUUCCACUCGCUUUGCGGCCUACACACUCAACGUCGCCUGCUCCGUCGACCAAAAGGAGAACUUCGGCACAUGCACCGGCCAGUCGACGACGGUCGUCGGCUACCAAUCCACCUCGGCCACGGCCUCCGUCUCCGACACGCUGCAACGGUACUACGGCAUCAGCGCGUGGAAGGUGCCCAUCACGGUGACCGCCGGCGCCGACAGGGUGACUGCCGACAGCGACGUCUCCUCGAGCACUGGGACGAGCAAGCCCACCUCUCCCACCACUCCGGCAACGCAGACCGAGUCGAGCCGGUCUUCCGCCUCCACUGGCUCUCCUGCCGGCACCACGACGAGGUCAGGCGGUGGCGCUGGCAAUGCUAACAGUUCGAGUCGUAGCUCAGCCAGCAGCACGAGCAGCAGUACUGGAGGCGUGCCUCGGGUAACACAACAAGCCGUAUAUGCCGGUGUUGCUGCUGUUGUCGGCGGAGCUCUUAUUCUUUAG